Molecule: messenger RNA, 504 nt
Organism: Symbiodinium sp. CCMP2456
Lineage: Eukaryota; Dinophyceae; Suessiales; Symbiodiniaceae
Source: the annotation of a GenBank genome assembly
AUGCCGUCUGCUGCAGCCAACAUCGCCAUGGCUGGUGCCGGAGCCGUCGCUGCCGCCUCUGCGGUGGCCUUCGUGGCUCCCAGCAGCCAGGUUCAGCGCCCGACCCCGAAGACGAACCUCAGGGCCUCCGGCUAUGGAGCCUCCUCCCAGGGCUCCAUGGGUGCCAUGGCCGGCCUCGGCGCUGUGGCCGGCCUCGCCGCCGCCGGUGUGGCGGGCCAGCGGGCCAGCAAGGGCCGCACCUCCAUGCAGGCCGUGGGCGUGGGCAUCAACGGCUUCGGCCGCAUCGGACGCCAGGUGGCACGCAUCGCCAUGAAGGACCCCGAGACUGACUUGAAGCUCAUUAACGCGAGCUACGAUGCCGACUACCUGGCUUACAUGAUGAAGUACGAUACCAUCCAUGGAAAAUACGACGGAACGGUGGAGGUGGAUGGCGACUCCCUGGUCAUCGAUGGACAGAAGGUGGCUCUGUCCCAUACCCGUGACCCGGCCGAGAUCCCGUUCGGA